AUAGACGAGUCGAGACUAUCGACCAGUACGGUUAAGAAUCGGACCAAACAUUCUUUUCAUACGUUUAUAGCAAAAUGAUAGGGUCCAAAGUACUUUUGUGCUACUUUUUGUUGUCGAUUGGGUUAGUUCAGAUUGAUGCAGCUCCGUCCGAUAAGUGUAAAACCGUGUUCAGCAGCCGAGUGAAAGAUUCACUGUGUGGGGCGAAGGAGUACAUGACCAUCCAGGAAGCAGAUAUGGACAAAAUGAUGGAUUGCGUCCUAAGGGCGGUCAAUAUUGUGGACAACACAGGAGCUGGCAAUCUCAAAAGCUUGCUUGAACCGAUGAGGGAGAUUGAAGUGGACGGUUGGAAGCAUAAACUGAAUAUUGAAUCGUGCACGACGACAACGAUGACCAAAACGCUGCCGGAACCUCAGCGCGCGCACGCAUUCUACAAGUGCAUCAUGAAAACCAAAUCAAAGAAAACCUUCAAGGAGGAGUUUAAUAAGAGAGUGUGUGGCCAUGGUAGUGCUAUGAACUUCUUUACGCCGUAACUCUACUGGGCA
Anopheles cruzii is the source of this 542-nucleotide messenger RNA. RefSeq lists its product as uncharacterized. NCBI's taxonomy places the organism in Eukaryota, Metazoa, Arthropoda, Insecta, Diptera, Culicidae. The record is from RefSeq and is a predicted model, not a curated record. Gene Ontology annotation, molecular function: odorant binding. The coding region runs from base 75 to 530 and encodes 151 amino acids. The transcript has 3 exons.